Triplophysa dalaica is the source of this 1077-nucleotide messenger RNA. Its product is annotated as olfactory receptor 1468-like. The coding region runs from base 1 to 1077 and encodes 358 amino acids. Lineage: Eukaryota; Metazoa; Chordata; Actinopteri; Cypriniformes; Nemacheilidae. The record is from RefSeq and is a predicted model, not a curated record. The transcript is spliced from 2 exons. Gene Ontology annotation, molecular function: olfactory receptor activity; G protein-coupled receptor activity. Gene Ontology annotation, cellular component: membrane. Gene Ontology annotation, biological process: G protein-coupled receptor signaling pathway.
AUGUCCCAUCUGUUAUCCACUGGUUCAGGGAGAGCAAGAGCUUCAGGGACUCAGUACAUCAGCACUUACAACAGGCAGUACAACAAUAACAACUGCAUUCAGAUGCCAACAGGGCUUCCAUCAAAUAAGAUACAGUUAUCAUUGGAGAACAUUUCUAGUCUUUAUGAGUUUCAAUUGUCUGGACUGAAUGACACAAUGUUAAACAGAUAUGUGUUUUUGUCUCUGACUGCGCUGUAUUAUCCUCUAAUGGUGUUGUGUAAUGUAGUUGUAAUUUUCACUAUUAUUUCACAUCAGAAGCUUCAUGAGCCAAUGUACAUAUUUCUGUGUAAUUUGUGUAUGAAUGCCCUUUUUGGCACUGCUGGAUUCUACCCAAAAUUCAUGUAUGAUUUAUUAUCUGAAUACCAUGUCAUUUCAUAUGCUGGAUGUCUGAUUCAGAUAUUUGUCAUUUAUUCAUCUGCUUUGUGUGACUUUUCAACAUUAACAGUGAUGGCAUAUGACAGGUAUGUGGCAAUAUGUAGACCGCUGGAGUAUCAUGCAAAAAUGACAAAGCAAAGGAUUCUUCAGUGUAUCUUGUUUUGCUGGAUGGCUCCGUUUUUUUGUAUGUCUGUUCUUAUUGCAUUAUUAUCCAGACUUACCUUAUGUGGCUCGAGUAUUGAAAAGUUAUAUUGUGAAAUUUGGGCUGUAGCAAAACUUUCUUGUUUUUCUAACACUGUAAAUAAUGUGUUUGGGUACAUUGUAAUUCUUGUAUACUUUGGUCACGCGAUAUUGAUUUUUUGCUCAUAUAUCCACUUGAUUAGAAAGUGCAGGAAGUCUAUAGAAGUCAGACACAAAUUUGUACAGACGUGUGUACCACAUCUUCUCUCAUUGAUCAAUGUGACUUUUGCUUUGCUGUUUGAUGUAUUUUUCAGCCGUUAUGGUUCAAAAAGUUUGCCGCAAGGCACACGUAAUUUCAUGGCACUGGAAUUCCUUGUCAUAGCCCCCAUUUUAAAUCCCCUCAUUUACGGACUAAAUCUGACAACAAUACGCAAACAAGUUAUUCGACUAUUUUCCAAGAAACAAAUUGGAAUAUCUGAGUAA